Molecule: messenger RNA, 3002 nt
Organism: Venturia canescens
Lineage: Eukaryota; Metazoa; Arthropoda; Insecta; Hymenoptera; Ichneumonidae
Product: ubiquitin-conjugating enzyme E2 R2
Exons: 5
Coding region: 787-1503 (238 amino acids)
Biological process (GO): protein polyubiquitination; ubiquitin-dependent protein catabolic process
Molecular function (GO): ubiquitin conjugating enzyme activity
Source: RefSeq, a predicted model, not a curated record
GCCAUCGAGUGUUGGUGUUUGUUGAUCGUCGUGAGGUUUGCUGCGCGUCUGUGCUGCUUCAGGUCCCUCUCUCUUUCUGCUCGGUUUCAUCGCGUUUCCUUUGUUUGUGAUAUCGUAGUAGUUGCAUUAAAAUAAUAAAAGGACGAAUAAGCAACAUUAAAUUCGGGAGCGUUAAAAAGUUUAGUCAGCAACGGUGUGCAACAAGAUAUCGAGGGUUGCCAAGAGUCCGAGGGCAGGAAAACGUUCGAGAUAUACAUAUAUAUAUAUUGAAUAUACACAUACAGCUCUUCAUUUUGUGAGAGAACGCUUUUUGCUCGUGUAGCGUGUGCGUUGCUGUCGCGAGCUCGCCAGUGACAGUGAGAGCGAGAAAGACGGAAAUUCCGACUGUAUCGCAAGAAGAAAGACAGAAGUCACAAGCGCGAGAGUGAAAGAGAGAGAAAGAGGGAAGGGAAAAAAGGUCGGGAACGCAGAGAGACCCGUUGUGUCGUGAGGUGAUCGUGUGAAUAGGCGUCGAAUCCUGUGUUUUCCCAUACCUCGGUCCGUUAUUUUUGUUUAAUUAUUUUCCAACCACGCACACGAAGUUUCGGUGAGAAAAACAGCGAAUACGCGAUAUUGCGUUCGGUCAAAUCAAGAAAACCAAAAUAAAAGUUCGUAAUAGUCAAAUUUUCGCUUCUGCGACGAAUCAAUUAUCCUUAUUCUUGAUCGAGUAUUUUUGUGAGCGUUUUCUGUGAGCGUUUUUGUUCGGAUAUUCGUGAGUGUAACAUUUGAGCGUUUCGAGACUAAACCAUGGCACAACCAACGAGCAGCGCUCUGAGGGCACUCGCCCUCGAAUACAAGAGCCUACAGGAAGAACCCGUCGAAGGCUUUCGCGUUAAACUCGUCAACGAGGACAACAUGUUCGAGUGGGAAGUCGCGAUCUUUGGGCCUCCCGAUACUCUUUAUCAGGGAGGAUAUUUCAAGGCACACAUGAAGUUUCCACCGGAUUAUCCGUACAGUCCACCGAGCAUCCGCUUUAUGACAAAAGUCUGGCACCCGAACGUGUACGAGAACGGCGAUUUGUGCAUUUCCAUUCUUCAUCCGCCAGUAGAUGAUCCGCAGAGCGGUGAGCUCCCUUGCGAGAGGUGGAAUCCAACACAGAAUGUCAGGACGAUCCUCCUGUCAGUAAUAUCGCUACUGAACGAGCCCAACACAUUCAGCCCGGCUAACGUCGAUGCCUCGGUGAUGUACCGACGUUGGCGCGAUUCCAAGGGCCGAGACAAAGAGUAUGAAAAUAUAAUCAGAAAGCAAGCACAAGCCGCUAAGAAAGAAGCUGAAAAGGAAGGAAUCGUGGUGCCGAUAACCCUGGAGGAUUAUUGCAUAAAAACUCGAGCGAGGCCAGCGGAGCAGCAGCUCGACAUGACCGAUUUUUACGACGACGAGUACGAGCUGGACGACGACGAGGACGAACAAUUGAGCGCGAGUGAUUACGAGGACGGGGAUGACAGUGGAAAUGGCGAAUCGUGAUCCCUCACUUGAGGAUUAAUCAACGAGAACUAAAUGAUAAACGCCAUUAUCCAGUUCUGUAUAGAUUCAUAAAUUAACGAGCUUCUUAACCGGCCGCUCUCCUCUCUCUCUCUCUCUCUUUCUCGGUCUUUCGAUCAUCCAUUUUCCUUUUGAUAAUGUUUAUUUAUGACUCGGUUUUUUUAUCGUCGUGCGUACCGAGUCGUCGAUAUUGGUGCCGGAAAUCCGUGAACGAACGAAGUCAGUAGCUCCCGUGAUUUGCAAUCUCUGAUGUAGCUAAAUGAAUAUAUAUAUUUGCGUACACGCGUACAUUUUGCAUUGAGAAUUUGCACUCGUUCGAUAACGGUCAGACAUGAUUUCAGAAUUAGAGAAUUAUCACAUCAAUUUACAAUCCUUUGGGUACUAACGACGAAAAUCGAAACGAAUAGACGAAAAAAAAAAAAACAAGAAUUUAAAAAGGAAAUAUCGGUGCGGUUCGGUUGUAUUUAUCGUUUUUUUAAUUAUCGGAAUACUGAAAAAAAUCAAUCGGAAACGGAAAAUCGUGACUCCCGUUGCUAUUCACCGUUCGCGUAUCCAAUUUUUUUCAUGGCGCAUAGAUCUUCAUUUCGAUUUACAACGAGCGACAGUCGCGAUGGGAAUUAUUGUUUGUUUCUUUUUCGCUCAGGCUAACACGAUCGAUACAUCGGUUGCCUUUCGCUUCUUCCUCCUCUCUCCCACUUCUCUUUGUCUCUACUUUUCUAUUUUCCUGAUAGAAAUAAUCGUGAAUCUUGCAUCGAAAAAUAAGUGAUUUGCCUCAUUAAUGUGGUUAUAUUACUCCUUUCAUUUUUCUUUCGGCAUAUUUUUUUUCUCCAUCUUCAAUAAUAAUCUAAGUAGACGGGUUGACGUAUUAUUCGUAUUUUAUCGCAAGAAUUUAAGUUUCGCAACGGAUUACAUUCGACUGAAACUCGUUGGAAUGUCCAGUUUAGAAGCUCCUUAAAUUUGAAACAACGCACUGAUGCGAAUAUUUAAAAUAAAUAUAUAAAUAUAUAUAUAUAUAUACAUAUAUAUAUAGAUAAAAAACAAAACAAAAGAAUACAAACAAACAAAACAAAUCAUAAAUUUAUUCGAUAGAAGCACACGUGCUUUGUUUCGUCGUAACUGAAAGAAAAAAAAAUACGAAUAAGUUUUUAUCGACAGUCCGGUUAACUGUCCCGUUUUCCAGGUCGUCUCUGAAGAAAGAAUAAAUAAACGAGGCAAAUAAUAAACAGCUUUCUUCUCCCCAUAUUUUUCAAAAUUAAAGAUCAUACAGACACCGGCACGUUUACACGAAUUAAACGCGUCUCAAAUUACAUGGAUCUCCGUCAUCUAGUUGAAUUUUAUUAUACGCGAUUAUGAUGCACCAAGUCGCUCUGUAAUAAAUUGACGAGAAUAACGAAUAAGCCGAAAAAGAAAUGAAGAAAUUUGAAUACUUGCCGUUUGGUAAACUUAUGGCGUAUUGAGAAUUAAAAACAAAAGUUAAUGAA